UUUCUCUUUCUCUGUCUCUCCAACUUCAACAAUUUUGUAAAAAAUGCGAACCAGGAACGAGUCCAAGCGGCAGAAACAAUCUUCUGGUAGGGACAAUGCUAAAAAAGCUCUACCGGAAUCAGAAAACAGAAGCCGUUUAGAUUCGCAUGAUGACAGUGGAGCACUUGCUGACAUAUCAAGGGAGGCUGUUGGCAGACUUCUUAGACGUGCCAAGAAGCGUGACUCUUCCGGGAAAGAGAAAUAUCAUAACAACCUGAGCCAGCAUGAUUCAAUUGGCAUGACAGAGGGUGGGUCAAAAAGAGAUGAUAAAUUAGAUGUGGAUUCAGGGGCCCAGUGGAAUAUUUCAGAGGCUGAAGGUUCUAGUAAGGAUCCAACGGGAAAGACUGCCCAAGAAAAGAAAGUUGAUGAGGGAAAUUUACAGCAAUUCCUCUCAGAAAAUCAGGAAGAAUUGAAUGACUCGGACUGGGAAGAUGGUUCAAUACCCAUUUCAGAUUCCACAUACAAUCUUCCAGUUACAAUUGAAUUUAGUGAGACACCAAAUUCUGGUAUGAGGAAACCUGUUCGUCGAGUUUCUGCUGAGGAUAAGGAAUUGGCAGAGCUUGUGCAUAAGGUUCAUUUGCUUUGUAUGCUUGCACGUGGCAGAUUAGUUGACAGAGCUUGUGAUGAUCCUCUUAUUCAGGCUUCUUUACUGUCUCUUCUACCUCCACACUUGCUGAACAUAGCGAAGGUCACAGAACUUACUGCAGAUGCUUUGCGUCCCCUUGUUCUUUGGUUUCAAAAUAGCUUCCGUGUUAAAAGCUCAACCAAUGCAGAGAGGUCAUUUCCUUUGGCUUUGGCCUUUGCUCUUGAAACUCAUGAAGGGACUCCAGAGGAGAUUGUUGCAUUGUCUGUGGCACUAUUUAGAGCUUUGAAUCUUACAACCCGGUUUGUGUCCAUUUUGGACGUUUCCUCCUUAAAACCAGAAGCUGAUAGGUCUGAAUCUUUAAUUCAAGAUGCAAGCAGAUCGAGUAAGGGGAUAUUUAAAAAUUCAACGCUAAUGGUGGCUAAACCAAAGCAUGCUUUGGUCUCUCCUGUUAAAUCAUUUUCAUGCAAUGAGAGUGGCAAUAUCUGUGAAACUUCUCAGAGGGGUUCAUGCAAAAGUAUGGAUAACAUUGCUCAGUCCAAAGAUUCACCUGUUGCUGGUGAGCUGGAUGCCAUAAUGUCAGAUUCAUUACAUUGUGAGGCAAGAAAUGAUAUCUCUGACGCAGGCCUUACCAAGAAAUCUCAGGGAUUGAAUAGGAAAGGGGAUCUUGAGUUUGAGAUGCAGUUGGAAAUGGCUCUAACUGCAACAGCAGUUGUCACUCAGGAGAACAAAAUAGAAUCAGAUGUGAAAGACUUGAACUCAUCAAAUUUCUCUUCUCCAUUGAAAAGAAUGAAAAGAAUUGUAAGUGAAGAAUCUCCUACUUCUUCCCAGGGGAUCUCUACUGCAGUUGGCUCAAGAAAAGUAGGAUCUCCUUUGUAUUGGGCAGAAGUAUACUGCAAUGGUGACAACUUGACUGGAAAGUGGGUGCAUGUUGAUGUUGUCAAUGCAGUUAUUGAUGGGGAGCUGAAGGUUGAAGCUAUGGCUGCUGCAUGCAAAACAUCUUUGAGAUAUGUAGUUGCUUUUGCUGGGCAAGGGGCCAAAGACGUGACACGCAGGUAUUGUAUGAAGUGGUACAAGAUAGGAUCACAUCGAGUUAAUUCAAUUUGGUGGGAUGCAGUGUUGGCGCCACUGAGAGAGUUAGAGGCAGGAGCCACUGCAGGCAUGGCCCAUACAGAAAAGCAACACAUUGAGGCCUUGACUGAACAUGAGAAAGUUAUAGCAUCCAGAAAGUUGGAUAAUCCAACUAGGGAUGAUAUUCCAGGAGGUGCUAACUUGCAUGGGAAGUUAGGCCUAGAAAUCUCAAAAAAGAGUGGCAAAUCUUCUCUGAGCAAUUCUUUUGUUGCUAGCAGGAGCUCUCUUGAGGACAUGGAGUUGGAAACUAGGGCAUUAACUGAGCCUCUUCCAACUAACCAGCAGGCCUAUAAAAACCAUCAACUUUAUGCUAUUGAAAGGUGGCUUACCAAGUAUCAGAUACUUCAUCCAAAGGGUCCAGUUCUCGGCUUUUGUUCUGGUCAUCCAGUUUAUCCACGGAGUUGUGUACACACAAUCAAGACAAAAGAAAGAUGGCUACGGGAAGGGCUGCAAAUUAAAGCAAAUGAGCUUCCUGUGAAGGAGUUGAAACGUUCUGCAAAGCUUCAAAAAGUACAAGUUCCUGAAGAUGAUGAAUGUGGUGGGGGUAAUUAUGAAGGAACUGUUAAACUUUAUGGGAAGUGGCAACUGGAACCAUUGAAUCUGCCUCAUGCUGUAAAUGGAAUUGUUCCAAAGAAUGAACGUGGUCAAGUGGAAGUUUGGUCUGAGAAGUGCCUCCCACCUGGUACUGUGCACUUGAGGUUACCGAGGGUGUUUUAUGUUGCCAAGAGAUUGGAGAUUGAUUAUGCGCCUGCCAUGGUUGGUUUUGAAUUCCGAAAUGGACACUCGCAUCCUGUCUUUGAUGGUAUUGUGGUGUGUGCUGAGUUCAAGGAUGCAAUUUUAGAGGCAUACUCAGAAGAAGAAGAAAGAAGAGAGGCCGAAGAGAAGAAACGAAGUGAAGCACAAGCUAUUUCUAGGUGGUAUCAGCUUCUUUGUUCCAUCAUAACUCGGCAAAGGUUGAACAACCGUUAUGGUGACAGCUUGUCAUCACAAACAUCCACUGGGACUAACACUCAACAUAUUAAUAACAAAUUAAAUGCACCAGUUGGUGGAGGUGAUGAAGGCAAGCAGUCUCAUGUAUGCCAGACAGAAGACAUAAAUCAUGCCAAGUUGGAUGCUCAAGCUAGCCUGCCAGAAGACCAUGAGCAUGUAUUCUUGACAGAGGACCAGACUUUUGAUGAGGAGAGUUUGGUGCUGACAAAGCGAUGUCAUUGUGGAUUUUCAGUCCAAGUGGAGGAAUUGUAGCACUAUAGAUGUGACACUGUUCUACAUUAACUUAAUGCUUGAAGAUGUACAAGUAGAUUCCUUACUGAAGUCAAUCUCAUAAAGCAUUGCCAUUUUGUUAUGCGUCUAAUUUCUGUCAGUUGUGCAGUGAGCCAGGCAUUGAUAUCUUUACACUUCCAUGUAAUGAUGUAAAUAUCUAGGGACAUGAGAGAAAGUCUUGGUUUUCCCCUUUCUUUGAGCACAAAUGAGAACAUAAACUUACAGGAUCCUUUUUUUACAAAUUUCUCCUUUUUGGGUAGUGAUGACUUAAACAUGCA
Molecule: messenger RNA, 3291 nt
Organism: Quercus lobata
Lineage: Eukaryota; Viridiplantae; Streptophyta; Magnoliopsida; Fagales; Fagaceae
Product: DNA repair protein RAD4-like
Exons: 14
Coding region: 44-2995 (983 amino acids)
Biological process (GO): mismatch repair; nucleotide-excision repair
Cellular component (GO): XPC complex; nucleus; nucleotide-excision repair factor 2 complex
Molecular function (GO): damaged DNA binding; single-stranded DNA binding
Source: RefSeq, a predicted model, not a curated record